AUGAAGAUACUCGAUGACUCAAAUACAGAAGCUCAGUACGAAGCAAGCUUUACUGAGGUGCAUGUAGAAACCUGUCUUCCCAAGAAGUCUUCUGUUUCCUGUUCAUUCACUGAUUUACCAUCAUCAUCAUCAGAUCAUCAGGUCUCAUUCAAACCAGUCAUGAUGCUUCAUAUGCAAGUAGGACAACCAAUACAGCAUCAUUAUGAAAAUUGGAAUAAGUUCAGUGUGAGGAUCAAGAAUCAACAAAAUGUGACAUCAAAAGCAUGUAUGGAUCUCUGUAGAACAGAUUUCCGAGACCCCAACCGUAUCUGUAGACUUUGUCACUGCGCCGAACCGACUACAACAACAACGACAACAACAACAACAACAACCACUCCAACAACGACGACAACCACUUCAACUACCACGACGACAACCACUUCAAUUACCACGACGACAACUACUCCAAUUACCACGACGACAACUACUCCAACAACGACGACUCCCACAACAACUACUCCCACAACAACUACUCCCACAACAACUACUCCCACAACAACUACUCCCACAACAACUACUCCCCACUACCACUACUCCAACUACUACCACCACUCCAACUACUACCACUGCUCCAACAACAACGACGACAACUUCCACAACAAAACAACAACAACGACACCAACUUCCACGACAACAACCACUCUAACAACAACAACGACACCAACUUCCACGACAACAACCACUCUAACAACAACAACGACACCAACUUCCACGACAACAACCACUCUAACAACAACAACGACACCAACUUCCACGACAAACAACCACUCUAACAACAACAACGACACCAACUUCCACGACAAUACCACUCUAACAACAACAACGACACCAACUUCCACAACAAGUACCACUCUAACAACAACAACGACACCAACUUCCACAACAAGUACCACUCUAACAACAACAACGACGACAACUUCCACAACAAGUACCACUCUAACAACAACAACGACGACAACUUCCACAACAAGUACCACUCUAACAACAACAACGACGACAACUUCCACAACAAGUACCACUCUAACAACAACGACGACGACAACUUCCACAACAAGUACCACUCUAACAACAACGACGACAACUACUCUAACAACAACUACUCUAACAACAACUACUCUAACAACAACUACUCCCACAACAACAACCACUCCCACAACAACAACCACUCCCACAACAACAACCACUCCCACAACAACAACCACUCCCACAACUACGACAACCACCACUCCAACUCCAACUACUACCACAACAACUACGACAACCACCACUCCAACUCCAACUACUACCACCACUUUAACAACAACGACACCAACUUCCACAACAAGUACCACUCUAACAACAACGACGACAACUUCCACAACAAGUACCACUCUAACAACAACCACUCUGACAACAACAACUCCCACGACAACCAGCACUCCCACAACAACAACAACCACGACAACCAGCACUCCCACAACAACAACGACGACCAGCACUCCCACAACAACAACCACCACGACUACAACAACCACCACUCCCACAACAACACCUACCACGACAACAACUACCACGACAACAGCAACACCUACCACUCCAACAACUACAACCACCACGACAACCACUCCAACAACUACAACCACCACGACAACCACUCCAACAACUACCACCACAACAACAACAACCACCACUCCACCAACUACAACCACCACGACAACCAACUCCAACAACUACCACCACAACAACAACUACCACCACAACAACAACUACAACCACCACGACAACCACUCCAACAACUACAACCACCACGACAACCACUCCAACAACUACCACCACAACAACGACAACUACCACCACAACAACGACAACAACCACUACAACAACUACAACCACAACAACGACAACUACAGAAGACGAAUGCUGUAA
Messenger RNA from Condylostylus longicornis, 1944 nucleotides. RefSeq names its product mucin-2-like. The transcript is spliced from 6 exons. Bases 1 to 1944 code for a protein of 647 amino acids. Lineage: Eukaryota; Metazoa; Arthropoda; Insecta; Diptera; Dolichopodidae. The record is from RefSeq and is a predicted model, not a curated record.